Molecule: messenger RNA, 1630 nt
Organism: Gastrolobium bilobum
Lineage: Eukaryota; Viridiplantae; Streptophyta; Magnoliopsida; Fabales; Fabaceae
Product: F-box/FBD/LRR-repeat protein At1g16930-like
Exons: 5
Coding region: 95-1243 (382 amino acids)
Molecular function (GO): protein binding
Source: RefSeq, a predicted model, not a curated record
UAAAUCAACAUUUGGGCAAGAAACUCAGGUGCUCAACUUCGUUACUCGGUGCUUGGAUUUGCGAAUAAUCUGAAUCCAAAACAGCAAGGUAUCUAUGGAAGGAAUAGAAACAGAGGAAAAGUCGAUGAAGAGAGAGAGGCCAAGUGGAAGAGAUAGAGAAGAGGAGAGGGACAGACUCAGUGACUUGCCUGACUGUGUUCUGCUCCAUAUAUUGAAAUUUAUGGACACAAAAUAUGCUGUUCAAACUUGUGUCUUGUCUCAAAGGUGGAAGAACCUUUGGAAAUGUCUCACUAAUCUCAAAUUCGAUCGCAACCACUUUAGAAAAACUGCUAUUUUUACCAAAUUUGUGUCUUCGGUUCUGUGUAGUCGAAAUGACUCUAUAUCCUUGCAUAGUCUUGAUUUCUUGUGCCGUGGAUUUGUUGAUCCCAUAUUCCUGAAUUGGAUCAUGAGAUAUGCUGUGUUGCACAAAAUACAACAGUUGACAAUGCAUAUAUACAUACAUUCCUAUAUUCGCGGACCAGAAUUUGAGUUUAUCCCGUUCAUCUUUUCCUGUACGUCUUUGACAUCUCUUAAGGUUUUCAUUAGGCAUAAAAGCGGGAUGAUAAAACUUCCGAAAUCUCUGCAGUUGCCGGCAUUAAAAAGCUUGCAUCUUAAGCAUGUCAUUUUUACUGCAAGUAACCAUGACUGUGCUGAGCCCUUUUCAACCUGUAAAAUGUUGAAUACUUUGGUCAUUGAAGGUUGUUCUUUGGAUGAUGGUGUAAAAGUCCUCUGCAUAUCUAAUUAUAACCUUUCCAGUUUGACCAUAUGCAAUAACUACAGACUUUCGAGCUUUGAAAAUGACAUAAUUACACUUUCUAUUCCAAAUCUCAAUUCUCUUACUAUCAUGAGGGCUCCUAUUUACCAACUAUCCUUCGCAUGCAAUCUUCCUUUCCUCGAAGAAGUAAAUAUUGACACCAGUUAUUUUACACAUCCUCAUAAUACCGAUAUUGUCUUCAUAAGCUGGUUGCAAGUGCUUGCUAAUGUAAAGAUAAUGACACUCUCUUGUUUUACCCUUAAGGAAAUACUACAUGAGCUCUUAAAUCACAGUUCCAAGACAAUUCAACCUCCUUGCUUUAUAAAAUUGGAGUUAUUAAAAGUGACAAAGCACUCAUUUGCCAUAAUAUCCGAUGAUGAAGUAAUCUGGAUAGUUUAUUACUUACUUCAAAACUCUCCAUUGCCCAGAAUUGAUGUCAUAAAUUGCUGAAGGUAACAAAUUGGACUUAAUGGAGCGCAUCUUCCGUACUACAUGCGCAUCAAUCACUGGGAGUGAGUUAGUUUGGUCACGUGCUGAGCAUUUUGGAAGUUGGAAGUCAACUCUAAAGAAGGCCCCACGUGUGGGAAUGUGCUAAAAACCGUUAAAAAGGGUUGACAACAUAGGAAUGAGAGGAGGAAAAUAUAAUAUAGAUGUUAAGCUAGUUAGUGGGAUCUCUUUAGUUUUUCUGAUUUCAAGAAUUGUAUUUUGAAUACUUGAACAAUCCUGAAGAGAAGAGAACGAAUCUUGCAGUGUGCUGCAGAAUCCUUCUGUUCUCACUUCAUCAUUUCAGAGUUUGUAGCUUUCAUUUGAACAACUUGGUUAGAAGUUCUGUUCUAU